This is a messenger RNA of Crotalus tigris (Tiger rattlesnake), 4112 nucleotides long. It is a transcript of the gene SWT1, whose product is annotated as SWT1 RNA endoribonuclease homolog. The coding region runs from base 237 to 2825 and encodes 862 amino acids. Lineage: Eukaryota; Metazoa; Chordata; Lepidosauria; Squamata; Viperidae. Gene Ontology annotation, cellular component: nucleus. The transcript is spliced from 18 exons. The record is from RefSeq and is a predicted model, not a curated record.
GGCGCCUGAGACGUCAGAGGAAACAAAGCCUCGACCAAUGGCCAAUACUUUUUGGCCCGAAGGUGUCUUUUAGUAACCGAGAAAGAGUCAUACAGCGUGGGCGGGGAGCAAAGGUUUUAAGGAACUCAAAAUGAUCCCUCUGGAAAGGUUGUCGAGCUCCUGGGAAUCUUGAUCCGGGUGUUCCUGUGUAAGUCGUUCCCGCUUCCGCAAAAGCUACAAGACUUUCAGACCUAAGCAUGUCAAAAAAACACAAAAAGAAAUCCAGUCAAAAGGAUGACACCUCGGAUAAAAAGAAACCAGAAUCAGCAGAAAUUGGGAACAGACAUGCAAAAGAACAGAUGGACCAAAGAGUGAGUGGUGCUGGAUAUAUGAAAGCAAAAAUGAGUUUGGAACUCAAAAAUUCUAGUACAGGACUUGAAACAAAGAUACCAAAAGACUCACAACACAGUAAUAGUGCUUUAAUACCUCUGGAAGAGCGUGAAAAGAUCACCAUGCAAUUUAAAGCCACAGCUAAUCUUGGUGAGAAAAGAAGCGUUAUGGAGCCUGUAGUUGUCUUCCCUCGUAAAGAACAGUCUGGCACGAAUGGUAGUGAUCCUGAUGACAAAAAAAGGAAGAGGUUGUCGCACAAUUUGGGGAUCAUAAACAUCAGAGAGAAGGAUAAAAAAAAAGAUAAAAUGGAGAGCACCAAGUUUAAAAAAGUAAUUAUAAAACACAUAAUGGAGGAAUUCAAGGAAACUGCGAAACCUGCAGAAUGUUCAUUCCUUCAUAAGAAAAAAUCACUAAGAGUGAAUGAAUUCACCCAGAAGAUGAACUGUACCAAAAGCCAUCAUGUUCCAGCUUUACCUUUUACUUUCUCAGAUUCUAAAGUGCAUAUACAGGCUUGCAAAAAAGAUAAUCUUGAGAAAGACAAGCAUCUUUCUUUAGAACUUUCCAGCAAAAAUGGUAAAGAAGUCAAAUGCAGACUCUCAUAUCACCUGACAAAGCUGCCCAAAUGUUGGAAGUAUAAAAAUGAAGAACUAACAUCUACUGAUUCAGAGAGGAAUAUUUGUAAUUCAAGGAUUCAACAAAAUAAAUAUGAACCUGUCACAUUUCAUUCAAGUUGGAGCUCCGCAUCCUCAUGUUCUUCCCUUGAAAACAUUGAAAAUACAGAUGUGGACCAAGAGAUGCAGAUUGUAGAAGAUUUACAUGCAGCUCGUAUUGAGAAGAAGAUGGAUCUGCCUGUCGUGCACACUUGUGGAGAGUUAACUUGCAUGGAAAUAGAUCUUGCAGAUGAUGAAUCACAUAUAUCAUCUAAUAUUUUCUCUGGGUUGAAUACUUUGAUUGUGAUUGAUACUAAUAUAAUGAUCAGCCAUUUGACAUUCAUCAAAUAUUUAAAGAAUGCUGAUAUCCCAGGCAUAGGCAGAUUUUUGCUAUUAAUUCCCUGGGUAGUUCUGCAGGAACUGGACAACUUAAAGCGAGGGAAGAUAUUGGAAAACGUUAGGCAAAAAGCAAUCCCUGCAGUUCACUUCAUCUAUACUUGCCUGAAAAAUCAAGAUCCAAAGUUGUGGGGUCAAUCCAUGCAGCUUGCUUCUCAAAAAACACAAAGUUUCACUACUGAGAACAAUGAUGAUCGUGUGUUACAAUGCUGCCUUCAGUAUCAGAAUCUCUACCCUCAAGCUGAAGUAAUCUUACUGACGGAUGAUAAAAAUUUGUGCAACAAAGCCUUAGUGAGUGAAAUAAAGGCAUAUAGUAAAGCAGAUUUAGUUGCUGCGUUCCAGAAAAUGACUCCAAAGGGCACAAUUAUAAGUGAAGAUACUUCCAAUAACAAGUGGGAAAAAGAUAAAUACCUCAAGAAGACUGAAAAUAAUUCUACUAAUCGUCUUUCAGAAGUUAUUUUUGAUAUGGAAAAAAGCUUGGGUGAUGUUUUAUCUUCUAUUUUAGAAACAGAACUGAAGAUUGCUUUUGGAGAUCUAUGGAUUGAGGUAGUAUAUCAUAAACCCCCUUGGACACUAGCAAAUGUGUUGGAGUGUUACAAAAAACACUGGAUGGCUGUUUUUGGACAGUUUAUAUCAAGAAGCCUUUUUUCAACUAUUGAAUAUCUCUAUGCACAUCUUUGUAAAGGUAAAAUAAUUGAAUAUUCAACACUAAGAGAUGUCCUCCAGGAAUCAAAAAUGUUAUUGGAAAUGUUCAGUUCAAGAUCCACCUAUGAUGGUUUUCUUUCACGGGCUUUAGCUCAAGUGGAAAAAUUACUCAAGACUGUUGAAGAGAUGGAGUCAAGUACAGGAGAAAAUUCUAAAGAUACCCGGAAAUCUAAUUUGGGAAAUGAUACAUAUGAAAAAAUGGAAGACGUGAUUUUGUCAGAACACACUCAGACAGGAGAUAAGUCUCCAUUAACAAAGUGUUCAGCACAAGAAAACAGGCACAUGGAAAUUUGGUCUGUCCUUGAAAGUGUAUGGAACAGAAUCAAUGUGUUCAGUUUUGAAAUUUUCCAAAAAGUAGACCUUAGUGCAAUACCCCCAACUUCGAAUAUGUCUUCCUUUCAAGAAGCUUUUAUGGGUCUGCACAAAUUAAUGAGCACAGUGAAUGAAAUUCUUGCUGGAAUUCAGCAAGUCUUAGUGCCCAAUAGUAGCUUUCAAGAUGUCUGGGCUUUGUAUAAAUUCUUAACUAAUAAUGAGGUAAAUAAUAGUACAAAAUUUACUGCUGAGGAACUCUAUGAUUGUAUUUCCCAAGAAUUAUACAGAGCACGGUUAUCAGUCGGAUGCGGCCAACUAAUUCAACUGGAACAUACUGUUAGACAGUGCUAUGAAUCGGUCCUUUUGGAAAUCAAAAACAGAGGAUGGCUCUAAAUCCUUCAAUUAACUGAAACAUUUGAAAGACUGGUUUUCUUCUCUCCAAACAAAACAAACUUAUGACUCAGCUACCUAAAAGUUUAAACCUCUGUAAUUUAUUGGUCUUCCUUGCUGUUUUUAGCAACUUUGUUUGAAGAUCACACUUAAAGAAACAUUAAUCCAUGGUUUGGCCUUAUUUGUAUAUGUUUAUGUGUGUGUGUGUGUGUGUGUGUGUGUGUGUGUGUGUGUGUGUGUGUGUUUCCACUUCCUGGAAGAAAACACAGAACUGGGACCAUGGUGAAGGGAUUUUUAAAUCUUCCUGACAAUAUUAGUUUUUACUCCUUAUGUAAAUUACUGCUUUGGAGAUGGAAUAUUUUUUUAAAUCUUUAUAUUACCCAUUCCCAGAGCAAUAUUCUAAUGACAAUGACAUAGCUCUAUCCCUCUCCUUGCCCAGCAUAUCAUAACUUCAAGUUGAAUUGUGCAGACUUUUUGAUCAUGAAGCUUGCAGAUGCAGUUAUGUAUAUUUUAUUAGCCCAUUCCCUGCAAACAGUCUCAAUACAUAAUGCCCAUCUGUCUGCUUUUCUUGACCUACUGAACUUGUAGCUGUCAUAAUUACAGUUUCUUGAAAUCCCCUCUUCCUUCCAGCUCAACCACCUCACUCAAAACUGCAGAAUGUAGAUAUCAAAUGCCAUGGUAUCUUCUUUGGCUGUGGAAACUAUGGAACAAUACAGCACUGGUCAAGAGACAGGGAGAAGGAAAACAGGUGAUCUCAGUGGAUACUCAUGGCAAGCUGAACCAAAACUCUGGCUUGCAUUCCUCUCUCCUCCAUUGUAAGAUUCUUAUAUUGGGAAAGCAUGGAAUUCUUGUGGCCAAUUUAUCGUCAUCCACUCAGCAUAACUAAUUAUCCAAAUAAUUGUUGUGCAUUUGUGUGAAAAGAUACAUGCCCAGGAAUCCUGGUGAAUGUGCAAAAGAUUCUGUUGUGUCACCCAGAAUAAACUAGGAUUAUAUAACCAAGCAUUUUUGCUAUUUUUACAAGAGCAAAGUUCCUACCUGACUGGAAACCAACUUUGUAUGCUAACUGGGGACAAAGUUUCAGGGUUGUAGAGGGGGACGUAUUUAAUUUGUGCAUGUCUCUUUUUACAGUAAAAAUGUUUUAAAUCUGUUUGCUAUUUAUUGAUGUAUUCUGUUGUUACUUUUUCACUGGUACCAUCUGACAUGUUUUAAUGGAAGGAGAUUCCAUACUAUUAAAGAUUCAUUUCAAACAUUUUAAUUUCAAUUUUAGAUUAAAAAAAAUGUUUCAUCCUA